This is a messenger RNA of Cercospora beticola, 838 nucleotides long. RefSeq lists its product as uncharacterized. Lineage: Eukaryota; Fungi; Ascomycota; Dothideomycetes; Mycosphaerellales; Mycosphaerellaceae. The record is from RefSeq and is a predicted model, not a curated record. Gene Ontology annotation, molecular function: iron ion binding; oxidoreductase activity, acting on paired donors, with incorporation or reduction of molecular oxygen; heme binding.
AUGGUACUAACCACGCUCAUGCUGUAUGCUGCCGGCGCAGCCAUACUGCUCAGAUCUAUCUACCUGCUCUACCAAGCUUUAUUCGGCCCAUUGAAAGAUAUACCUGGUCCAUUCUUCGCACGCUUCACUCGGCUUUCCUACCUCCGAAGUCUCUAUAGUGGACAAGCUCAUUGGGAAGAAAUCGCAUUGCAUCGAAAAUAUGCGAAAGAUGGCCAAUUCUAUGCUCCUGUGGUCCGGCUUGGUCCGAAUAUGUUCUCCAUCACACGUCCGGAAAAGGCAGUGUAUGGUAUAGGCUCAAAGAUGCCCAAGUCCAGCUGGUAUGAGGGAUGGAAACACCCAUCACCAGAUCGAUGGACUCUAUUCCCUGAUCGUAAUAUGCAGCGCCACGCAGAGACGCGACGGAAGUUCCAAAGCAUGUAUGCUAUGUCGAGUCUUCUGCACUACGAAUCAUACGUGGAAGCGGCACAAGACAUCUUCAACCAAAGGCUCGUCGAAAUGUGUCAAGACGGGAGAACAGUCAAUAUGCAUCACUGGCUCCAAUGCUACGCUUUCGAUGUCAUUGCCAAUAUCACCUUCAGUCGAAGAUUUGGCUUCCUGGAUGAAGGGAAAGACAUUGAGAACAUGAUGGCAUCGCUUGACGCGAAUCUGAUCUUCUCUUCCCUGGCUGGAGUGUAUUCGUGGGCAUAUCCAUUCCUCUACAAAAUCAUGGAGAAAGUGCCAGGAUCAGGCGCUGCAGCACGGACGUACCUCAUGAAAUUCAAUACGAAAAUGAUAGCAGAAAAGGAAGCUCAACGAGUUGCAGAUAAGGAGGCCGGGAGAAGACAUUAGCCGGAAGAGG